This is a messenger RNA of Bursaphelenchus okinawaensis, 779 nucleotides long. The record is from the annotation of a GenBank genome assembly. Lineage: Eukaryota; Metazoa; Nematoda; Chromadorea; Rhabditida; Aphelenchoididae.
AUGUCUCGGCAUAAGACUAUGGCACGUUCAAUGGUCAAAGAGAUAGAGGUACCUCAGGAUCGGAAGUGCCAGAGGUAGGUUGUUUGUUUUUAAAAUAUGGUUUUAUUAAUUUUUUUAAAAUUUUUCAAAUUUUCAAAAUUUUUUUUAAAAUUUAACUAUGUUAAAUUGAACUUUUAGCCGCAAACUCCGUGAACUUGUCUCUCUAACUUCGAUUGACCCGACUGUAAAGAUCAUUGAUAACACGAAUGUGAUCGACAACAAGCAGAUCAUGUUCGACAAGUUCUAUGCUAAUGUUCAACAUACAGACGAAAUGGCACAUCUCUUGGAGCGGGCUCAGUUCAAGAUCUACUACAGAAAGACAAACUUCAGAUGGGACAUUCCAGCCGAGCUGCCAAUGUAUCUGGCUUAUAAGGACCAGAAUGAGAAGGUAUGUCGAGCUUAUCUAUAUCCUUGCCUCUACUGCUCAAUCUUACUCUAAUAUACUUCUAUAUUAAUGUCUUCUACCAUCACAUGUAUCUAUAAACUUGCGUUUCUACUUUCAGAUGUACCACUUCCCGAUAGUCCAGGGAACAGUUGGUCUAGCUGGUCUACAAUGGUCGCUAAAAAUUCCGUUUAACAUGCCCAAGGUUACUUGCUCAUCGUUGAGCAAGCUGUUACAACACUAUGAAAAUUACUCGUUUGUGGUACUUGGUACUGGCUUUACUGAGGCUUUUCCGGUCUGGCAACUCAAGGAACGACCUUCUAAAUCGACCGAAACCAGUGGAUUUGUCUAUCAGUAA